Fonsecaea pedrosoi CBS 271.37 is the source of this 189-nucleotide messenger RNA. RefSeq lists its product as uncharacterized. The record is from RefSeq and is a predicted model, not a curated record. The transcript has 3 exons. NCBI's taxonomy places the organism in Eukaryota, Fungi, Ascomycota, Eurotiomycetes, Chaetothyriales, Herpotrichiellaceae. The coding region runs from base 1 to 189 and encodes 62 amino acids.
AUGUCUGCUAAAAAGGACAUGCGAAGGGCGGACCUUGUCAUUCCCUACGUCGAGCCCAAAGAUGAGAAGCCCACCGAUUUCAGCUCGACUAUAACGAGCACCAUGCCUAUGGCAGCUGAUCAGGUUUUCUCUAUUAACAGCACUGUUGAACUGGUUGGGAGAGACACCGGCCCAGAGACAGAGUCCUAA